Sclerotinia borealis F-4128 is the source of this 1518-nucleotide messenger RNA. Lineage: Eukaryota; Fungi; Ascomycota; Leotiomycetes; Helotiales; Sclerotiniaceae. The record is from the annotation of a GenBank genome assembly.
AUGCAUCUAGUGACUCGCCUGCUCGGUUCUUUUGCAGCUGCUGGAUUUCUUCCAGCAGUUCUGGCAGCUCCCGCACCUAGACCUCAGAUGAGCUAUGGUCAACAAUCAGUCGCUGUUGGCGGUGUAUCUGCACCAGUUCCCACAGUUACUGCUGCUACCGGCUCUCUUUAUGGCGAUGGAUCAUUACUAGGCGAAAUCGCAAAGCCAUCGCCUGUCUCUGGAGGAGAUUCGGCCAUUGUGUCUAAUCCCCAAAUGGUAAACGGUCAAGAGGCAGAUGAAGAUCUGGGUUUAUAUCUGGACUUCAACAGCGUCUCAAAUCCACAAGCUAUUCGAGGGUCGGGUGGUCAAACGGAUCCUGGGCCACAAACACUAGAAUAUCAGAAAUUGAACCCGGAUCUUUUUGCUCCCCCAGGAACAGACAGUGGAGAUGUACCACAAGCACAAUGGCCCAUGGGAAUGUCCCACAACAGACCUGGCAGUGGCAAAAGAUCCGGAUGGGCCCGACAGCAAAACACCAAUCAGUUACCUGCCGCGACCGAGAUGGCUGGCGUAGAUAUGCGUCUAGCACCAGGCGCAUACCGAGAAUUACAUUGGCACACGGCAAAUGAAUGGUCUUUGAUGCUGAAAGGAAGCGUACGAUUAUCUGCUGUGAACGAGAAGGGUGAAACCUUCAUCGAUGACAUUAGCGCAGGAGAUGUAUGGUUCUUCCCAGCCGGUGUCCCGCAUUCUAUUCAAGCCUUGGAUGAGGGCUGCGAGUUCUUGUUGAUUUUCGACGAAGGCGAUUUCUCUGAAGAUGGUACUUUCCUCGUCUCCGAAAUGUUCCUCCGCAACCCUAAAUCCGUGCUCUCCAAAAACUUCCAAACCCCCGUUUCCUCCUUCGACAACCUGCCCUCGGACCAACUCUACAUCUUCAACGGCACUCCCGCUCCCGCCAACAUAACCGAGCAAAACCAAACCAGCUCUGCCGGUGCCCUCCCCCACAAAGAUACCUACACAUACCACUUCUCACAACAAGAGCCUUACGUCGUCCCGGGCGGCUCCGUAAAAAUAAUCGACACGACCACGUUCCCCAUCGCUUCCAACUUCGCCGCCGCCCUCGUCACCAUCCAACCUGGCGCCAUGCGCGAAAUGCACUGGCAUCUCACCAGCGACGAAUGGAACUUCUUCCUAUCCGGAUCCGCGCGCAUCACCAUCUACGCAGCGCCAUCCUCUUCUCGAACAUUUGAUUAUACAGCCGGAGACGUGGGGUAUAUCCCGGCUAGCAAUUCGCACUAUAUUGAGAAUACUGGAACGGAAGAUGUGGUGUUUUUGGAGGUGUUGCAACAGCCGGUUUUUAGCGAUAUUAGCGUGGCGCAGUGGUUGGCGUUGACGCCGAAACAGGUGGUGAAGGAUACGUUGGGACUGAGUGAUGAGGUGAUUGAUGCGAUUCCGAAGGAGAAGACGUUAAUUAAGGUUGGUAAUGCGAAUUUGACGGCGUUGGCGGCGGAACCGAGUGGGGCGGGUGCGUAUGAGGGGUAG